This is a messenger RNA of Alternaria alternata, 994 nucleotides long. RefSeq lists its product as hypothetical. Lineage: Eukaryota; Fungi; Ascomycota; Dothideomycetes; Pleosporales; Pleosporaceae. The transcript has a single exon. The coding region runs from base 360 to 587 and encodes 75 amino acids. The record is from RefSeq and is a predicted model, not a curated record.
GAUAAACCCGAUGAGCUCCUGCAGUCGGACAGCAAGUUCCCAAGCGGCCACAACCCCGUCGUGGGCCGUGAAUCCAAGGUCAACAAAUAAGCGUGUAGACACGCGCCUACAGCUAUAGUGUAAUUGAAGGACCUGUCAUAUCCGAUUCGUACACACCACUCGUAUAUUGUACCAUCCUAAUCGGCGCGCGGCGUAUACGAGUCGACUCGACUCGACUUGCAUCAUGUUGGCGCUCGAUACCAUCCGCAUGACUGGCGUCCUUUUCUCCAUCGCGAUCUGUAUAUAAUCGUCUACAAUUAGCGUUGCCCGAAAGAAUAGAGUAAGCUCCAUUCAGCUCUUAAGAUGCUAUGUUUUUAUCGAUGCAUCUUCUUUUUGCCGAGGCAUGCUGCUCUCACCGCUCGCUAGUUUCUUCAGUCUCCACACAUAUCCACAUCCCCGCCACAUCAACUGUAUUUUUCGUUCCAGAGCAGUGGAUACAACCCAUCAGCCAUGGCUGGGCUGUGUAUCAGUUCAAGUCUAUAUUUGUUCUAUUUUACAACCUUGCCAUCGACCACAUCUGCGAUAUCAACUCUUCUUCAGUAGUAUAGUGGUCAGUAUUUCCGCUUGUCAUCCAAGUCUUCUAGGCUGCUUGACAAUCCGCGGGAGACCGGGGUUCAAUUCCCCGCUGGAGAGUACUACUAUCGCGCUUCUUUUUUGCCGUUGCUGUGCAGGAUGGGGGGUUUUUUUGGACGUGGUCGCUUUUUUUGCGUACCCAACACGUAUGUAUUACCGCGCCAUCAGGCUUGUCCACAAAUGUCUCCUGAUAUGUGACUGGCACUCUUAUACUGCUGUCGCCUAUUUUUCUGCUGCCAGUGGUGGAGGGAAGGAAAUUGUUGUCUAAGACAAACGACUAUACAGUCAAACUUCAAGACAAAGGAAGAUCUAAGGGAUAUAAGGACUACUUCACGCGUAGAUAGGAUACUACAACUGUUACCUCAAUACACUUCAGUUAGUC